Blepharisma stoltei is the source of this 1997-nucleotide messenger RNA. Lineage: Eukaryota; Ciliophora; Heterotrichea; Heterotrichida; Blepharismidae. The record is from the annotation of a GenBank genome assembly.
AUGGAAUCCAAAAGUUAUAAAUGGCUUCUGACUCAAUUAGUCAACCGAAAACUACCUCUUAAGAUCCUUGAGGCUGGGAUAUGCCGAGGAGAUAAGCUAACUGACUGAUUCUGCACAGAUACAAAUGGAAUCGUUACAAAAAAAUCCACAAAAGUAAUAAACCGCACCAAAUAUCUCCUGAUCCACUUUUUAAACGCUUGCGUACCUAUGCUAGAGCAAUAUAUUCCAGAUAAAGUCAUCUGCUAUUUAUAUCACACAGACGGAAAACGUAUAAUUCUUGCAAAAGAAGUUAUUGAGUUGGCCGAAAAUCAACUUCAUGGGCUGCAAGUAAGAAGCAUUCAUAUAUACAUAAAAUGGCUGGAGAUGAACAGCCUGCCCUCUCAGUGGCGGGCCCUUAUGUGGUUUUUGGGAUUCAGUUAUGUCUAGCGAUAUUCAGAAACCUCAAAUUGAGACACUUGAGACUCUUUUACAGGAAUUGAGAGCCUAAGCUUAGUGCACUUACUUCAUCUCUUUUUCAACAGCAUCUAGCCAUUGGGAACCCAUUAUUAAGGCGACUUAUAUACUCAAACCGCUUGGCUAUUUCCCCUAAAUAGUGAAACUGUUGAGUUUUUUUCUUUGGGAAUCAAGGAAAAGUGGGAGGCAAAUUAGACAGUUGGCUGGCAAUAGCAAGGGAGCUUUCAGUAGAAAGUGGCCCUCAUUGUUGGCGUCAAAUAGGUAACGUCUUGAGGAGGAAAAGGUGAUGGCCAGCAAUGUCCUUUAUUGAAUACAAUCUUUUUAGAUUUUAAUAUAUUUAUAUGAAGAAUUAACUCAAAAAAGUCGAUUCAGCUGAAAACCGUUUAAAUAGCAUUCUACUUGCGCUUUUUCCAUUUAAUAAUAAUAAACUAAUUUUUAUAAAAAUUAGUAUAAAAUUAACAAUUGGAAAAAUUGUUCUAGAUACCCAAAAAGUGAAAAUUUUACUUUUUUUCAAUUAAAGGAGGGGAGUAAGAAGCAUUCAUAUGGCUUUGGUAACUGCUAAAUCUACUGAUAAAAUUUAUAAAAUCAAAGCUUGAAACGAACAAGGAGAACUCCAUACAGAACUUUUAUAUGGAAAAUUCAUUAGAGAAGAUGGAGAAGUCGCUCGUGAUGUAAUAAUUUCUGAAAAAGCUAUGUGGCUUACCAUGUAUAUUGCAGAGACUGUCUAUCAUACUUAUUGCCAGUUUAUUGAGUCAUUGAAGUAUGAGAUGGUUGUGGACCAAUCUUCCCAAUUGUAUUUAUUAAAUAUAACCGAAUUAGCUUUUCACCAGACCACAAGUCCAAGCCUAAAUAAUGACUUUAGACUAAGGAAAAAAUCGUUUCAUAGAGCAAUGCCUGAAGAAGAGGAAAGCUCUGAAGAUUUGACGGAUGAAGAAGUUCACAAAGAUGAAUUAGAGUCGAGAAAAACCCCUUUGAUUGCGUAUGUGCUCAAAGAUUUUACCAAAAAAGCGAGGGUUGACCAAAAUAGGUUUAAGAUUUCUCUAGAGCGAGAGCCAAAACGAAACAGUCCAACUUUUUUAAGUAUGGUGGCUAACACAAUUGACAAAGAAAGAAGAAGAGAAAUUAACGCAAAAAUGUUUGCGAAAAGCAGACUCGAAGUAGUUAAGCAGCGAUCCUUAAGCAAAAGGAGAAUUUUUCAUUUGAACUCACUAAAAUCACAAAGUAAAUUAUCUUCAGAAUCACAAAAUAUUACAAAUUUAAAGGAUUUGCUAUUUUACCUUGAAAAAACUCGACCAAAAAAUUGGAUUAAAGACCAGCCGAAAGAAUUAAUUUUAUCACCCGGAUUAGAUAAAAGAGGAUACAGGACAGAAAGAAACUCCACAAAUGUAAGUGACUUUAGUCCUCCGCCAACAGUUUCAAGGCACAGAAAAACUCAAUCAUCAUGUAGCAUAUUAAAAACCGGCGAAGCUUUGAAGCUCUGACUAAAUCAAGAAGCAUGCCGCCUAGAAGCCAAACAUUCCAGGCAUUCUUCAUCCUGCAAAUAA